AAGCUGUAAACACCAGCCAAGCCCUCCAGUAUUUAACAGCUUUUAUGAUAUUUUGUUAUAAUAAUGCCUUAUAAAUAAGCAAUACCUUACAAAUAGCUUUUAUGGGGGAUUUUUUAAUUAAAUGUUUAUAUAUUUUUAUUAAGGUUUUACAAUGUUAUCAUCUGAAUUCUGUAACCACGAGCUGAAAUCUGAAUCGAUACUGUUGGGGUUUGUUCCUUCUGUGUUAUUGGGACUGAACCGUUCCACAUUUCAACAACAGGCACGAGAAAUGUAAAGUAAUAACUUAUAUUUUCUGCAUCAUGAACCACAAAAUAAUAAUGGAAUAGUUCGAGUGAGAAGGGAGCUUAAAGAUCCCUGCCAUUGGCAGAGACUCUUUUCACUAUCCCGGGUUGCUCCGAGCCUCAUCCAGCCUGGCCAUGGACACUGCCAGGGAUCCCGGGGCAGCCACAGCUUCUCCGGGCACCCUGUGCCGGGGCCUCAUCACUGCCAAAAGCCAGCCAGGCCGGUUGUUUGCCGGCGGGAAGUGAGAAGCCGAGUCCUUUUCAUUUAUUUUACCGACGGUAACUGGAGCAAAGCGCACGCUCGCGCGCCCACCGGCGGCUCCAGCGCGUCCCCCAAGGCGCCCUGAGGGGCCGGGCCGCGCCCCGCUCCUGCCUCGCUCCGGCCCCAUCCCAUCAACUCCAGCAGGUCAUGGACGCCACCCGAAGGAGAGCUCCCCGCCAUGCCGACCUGUCCAAAAGGCGGAGAGGCGGCCGCCCUUCAGCCGCCACUCCUGGGCGGUGCCGCCCCUCAGCUUCUCUCCAACAUGGCCAGUCCCCCACCUCCCCUCCGCCUCCGGGGCGUCGCCGCCGCAGCAUCACCGCCUCCCCUAAGCAGCGGCGCCGCCCUUCAUCCUCUUCUCACUCUGGCGGCUCCUCCAGCGCCUCCCCUCAGCGACACCGCCCCUCAGCCUCCCGCCAACAUGGCCGCUCCCCCGCCGUCCCUCAGCGGCGCCGCAUCGUCACCGCCUCCCCUCAGCAGCAGCUCCGCCCCUCAGCCUCCCCUCAUCAUGGCGGUUCCUUCGCCCCCUCCUCUCAGCGGUACCGCCUUUCAGCCUCCCGUCCUCUUGGCGGCUCCUCCACCCCCUUCCCUCAGCGGUGCCGCCCCUCAGCCUCCCCUCACCACGGCAGCUCCUCCACCACCUCCCCUCGGCGUCGCUCCCCCUCAGCCUUCCCCCAAUAUGGCGGCCCCUCCCCUCAGCAGCGGCUCCGCCCCUCAGCUUCCCCCGCGGGGUUUUCCCGCCCGGCGCAGCCGCGGAGCAGCAGCCCGGGCUCGGAUCGGGCGGGAAGGGUGGUGCGGAGUCCCUGCCGGCGCGGCGCGAUGUCGCUGCGGCAGCAGUGCGAGGCCGCGUUCGGCACCGCGGACCUGUACGGCGUGCUGGGCGUGCAGCGCGGCGCGUCCGCGCAGGACAUCCGCCGCGGCUACCACCGCGCCUCGCUGCGCCUGCACCCCGACCGCGUCCCGCCCGAGCAGAAGGAGGAGGCCACGCGCCGCUUCCAGAUCCUGGGCAAGGUGUACGCCGUGCUGAGCGACGAGAAGCAGCGCGAAGUGUACGAUGAGACGGGCACGGUGGAUGAGGACGCCGAGGCGCUGCAGGACGGGCGGGACUGGCUGGAGUUCUGGAAGCUGCUCUUCAAGGUCACCGUGAAAGACAUCGAAGACUUCCAUAAGAGCUACAAGAACUCGGAGGAAGAGCUGGCUGAUGUGAAGGCGGCGUACCUGAAUUUCGAGGGCGACAUGGAUCGGAUCAUGGAGUCUGUGAUGUGUACGGACUACACGGAUGAGCCCAGGAUACGGGAAAUGAUCGAGCAAGCCAUCAAGUCCGGGGACCUCCCAUCCUACAAGGCUUUUGUCAAUGAGUCAAAGAAGAAGAUGAUGUCCAGAAGAAGGCGGGCAGAAAAAGAAGCUAAAGAGGCAAAAAAGUCUAAAGAUGAACUGGGCCUUGGUGAAGGAAAUGACUUGCAGGCGCUGAUUAAAAGCCGAAGCAAGGAUCGAGAAAAGCAAAUGGAUAACUUUCUCGCCCAGCUGGAAGCAAAGUACGGGAACAGUGCUAAGAAAGGAGGAAAGAAGACUUCAGCCAAGAAAAGAAAGGCAGAAGGAACAGCAUAGACUGAAAUACCAGGUUUUCACUUUGUAUGGAAACAAAGUGAAUUUGGGAGAAUUUAGGGUGUUUUCUGGGCUCCUGUUUUGGACUGUGUGCAAUGACUGGCUGUAAGUGGGGACAUGACUCGGAAUGUGUGCUGAACUAGGAAGACAAGUCAUUCCUGUGCUACUGUCUCCAACCCUUUGGGUGCUCUACAGCUGAGAUCCAUGUGUGCUAUUCACACACUUCUUCUGUAACAAACCUCCUGCUGUGUUUAAAGGUCUUUGCACAUAAGCUCAACAGGUCUUUUCCAGAUAUUCCAGUAGUUUUUAUAAAGAUAGUUUAAAAAAUUGCAGAUUUAAUAAACUAGAAGGUGGGGCUUUUUUGGAG
Molecule: messenger RNA, 2512 nt
Organism: Oenanthe melanoleuca
Lineage: Eukaryota; Metazoa; Chordata; Aves; Passeriformes; Muscicapidae
Gene: DNAJC9
Product: DnaJ heat shock protein family (Hsp40) member C9
Exons: 5
Coding region: 691-2148 (485 amino acids)
Cellular component (GO): nucleus; cytoplasm
Molecular function (GO): heat shock protein binding
Source: RefSeq, a predicted model, not a curated record